GGUGUUUAGUCAGCUCCAGACACCGAGGACCGUUAUAGCAGCAGGCUGUACCCGGACACCACACCGGUCACUGACACAACCGCCGCCUCUAACGGCUCAUAGCGUCCCAGAGAGAGCUGAACAUUUCCUGUCAGCCAUCCCAGGGGCGGAGCCCAGACCGGAGUGGGACGGGCCUUGUGUCGGUAGGCGGGCCUCUUGUGACGUAGCAGAAGAAGCGGCUGACUCAGGUAGAGAAGGAAGCGGUUAGAACCGUGUGUGUUCCGGCUUCCUGCGCUCACUGUCGUUACGUUACACCGUCCUUCUCCAAGAUGUCGGGAUUUCAGCUGAACUUCUUAGCGCUGAAGGAGCCCCUGGGCUUCAUCAAAGUUCUAGAGUGGUUGUUCUCAAUCUUCUCUUUUGCAACAUGUGGGGGUUACCAGGGACAAACAAGCCUAUUUGUUACAUGUGCAAAAACGAAUCUUACAGAUAACCAAACUAUGACGGCUGAUUUUGGGUACCCAUUUCACCUGAAUACUGUUCUAUUUAAAGGCAUUGAGAAAAUCUGUGGGGGAAUAUGGCAACCGUUCCGCCUCACCGGGGACUAUUCUUCUCCAGCACAGUUUUAUGUUGCCAUUGCUGUAUUGUCUUUCCUUUACGCUAUGGGUGCCCUUGUAUUGUAUCUUGGGUACAGGCAUCUUUAUCAAGACUCUAAAGCGCCACUAAUUGAUUUUAUAGUCACAAUCGUUUUUGCCUUUAUGUGGCUUGUGAGUUCCUCUGCAUGGGCUAAAGGAUUGACCGAUGUUAAAUCUGUGACCUAUACGCCAAAUAUUGCGACUCAAUGCAAUCACACCCUUUAUGUUUGCCAUCCUGGUACAGAGCCACAUAUGGCAACACUAAACAUUUCUGUGGCUUUUGGAUUUCUGAAUUUGAUUUUGUGGGCAGGCAAUGCGUGGUUUGUCUACAAGGAAACCAAUCUGCACACUCCACCAACAACUUUAAGCCCUGAACAAGGACCGCCACCUUCAUCAAAGUAAUAAAGGAUCCAGCACAGAUGCCUUCUAUUUUUUAUUUUUUUUGCCUGUAAUUUGGUGUCUUUAAAUACAUGAAAAUGGAAUUUUGCGUGUUACAUUCGUAAAUAUGAGGUUGCUGCAUGCUAUUACUCAUAUUUUUAUUUUUUGCUUAAAAGAUGACCAUCUCCAAAAAAAAAUUGUAACUGUUAACAAUGCGGUUAAUGUUCACAAUGCUGGUAUUCAGUAUAUAAAUAUAAAUCCUUUUCUUCAAAUGCCUGUCUUAUUUAAUUUUUCCGGCAUGCUGCCCGGCAGAAUUGGCAGAGACAAGUUGAGAUUGAUGGACUUGUGUUUGAUCCAAAUUUGGAAGAAAACAUCGGUGCUGACACAAUCUGCAACUGUUUAAGCACCUCCUAGCAGUGUUUUUCUCAAACCCCUUCCACUUGCAGGAUAGCUAUGCCUGCAUAAAAAUGUGGAAAGAAUUCCAAAUUGAGGCCUGUAAGGAGAGAAAAA
This is a messenger RNA of Rana temporaria (common frog), 1499 nucleotides long. RefSeq names its product synaptophysin like 1 (gene SYPL1). Lineage: Eukaryota; Metazoa; Chordata; Amphibia; Anura; Ranidae. Gene Ontology annotation, cellular component: synaptic vesicle membrane; synaptic vesicle. The transcript is spliced from 5 exons. The record is from RefSeq and is a predicted model, not a curated record. The coding region runs from base 309 to 1013 and encodes 234 amino acids.